This is a messenger RNA of Etheostoma spectabile (orangethroat darter), 2517 nucleotides long. RefSeq lists its product as uncharacterized. Lineage: Eukaryota; Metazoa; Chordata; Actinopteri; Perciformes; Percidae. The transcript has 2 exons. Bases 1194 to 2129 code for a protein of 311 amino acids. Gene Ontology annotation, molecular function: RNA-DNA hybrid ribonuclease activity; nucleic acid binding. The record is from RefSeq and is a predicted model, not a curated record.
AGGGCCAGAGGUUCCGCCAGCAAACAGUUUCACCAUGCCCAUGUUCCAAGUGGCUCACCCGAGAGCAGGUGAAGUUCGAGAUGGUGUAUAAUUCCCAGGCCACAUGUUAGUUUACAGACCAUGGACUGAGACUGAAUGCUUAGAAGCCUGCAAAGGGUUAGGAUCAGUUGAAGACAAUGCCAUAGCAUGGUGUGAGAACUUCAUGGCCCUCCAAGAAACAUGGCACCUGAAUGGAGCUGAAGUUAACAAAGUCCUACAAAUAAGUCUGGGACCACGCCUAGGCAGAGUGAGAGGUAAUUGGAACCCAAGAGAUGUAGGAGGCCAGCCCUUAGCCCACAAAGAAGAAACAACCCUGACCACAGAGAAAGGUCACACGGCCCACAUAGAGAUUAUUAAGAUGAAUGACGCCAGGGCAAGAUAGGGAAACAUAAAUCCUUUUCAGCAGAUCCCUAAACUGAUUCUGAAACUGAUGAUGAAACCCCUUUUGAAGAAGCUUUACGUAGGUAUAGAGAUGCCACUAGCCCAGUACUCCAUGUGAGUAGUGAAGAAGUUGAACCAGAUGAAACAGAUGAACUGCCCAUAGUAACCAUUAAUUUGAGUGCAUGUGCAGUCAUAACAAACCCAGAAAAACAACACCCCUUGAGAACCCUGUUGGUAGGUCCAAAAAGAAUCCCAAUCCAAUUUUUAUGUGACUCCGGAGCUGACGCAACCGUCAUUUCCGCCAAAAUACCAGGUCUGAUCCCCAGUGCAAAAACACUUUGUAUUGUAGGAGCUAGUGGACUGCCAACAUUAGCUCAGUGGUCAAAAAGAAUUGACUUACAAGAUGAGGAUGGUACAGUAGUUACAGCCUCAGUAAUCUUAAGCCCCGAGUGUCCCAUCAAUCUUUUAGGGAGAGACAUGCUUCUAAAGUUAAGGUUGAGCUUAGUGUCCACCCCUGAAGGAAUGAAAGCCAGAAAACUACCAGAAGAAGAGGUCAGAGGAGCCUGGGUUCAACAGUCCCACAGUGUCCCCAACACGUUUUACUCAUUUGACCCCACUGAAGAGGGACCUGGAUCAAUUACCACCGAACUCAGGAAAAUGGCUGAGCAGCUGCGCACCAAAUCCUCCAGAUCAGAACCUCAAAAGGACUAUCCCCUCCACAUCACUGUCAAUCUCCAACGGGGAAGAGGGCCACCACCCGAGGAUUGGCUGAGAUGGUUCAACAGACAAGGCCCAACCAAACAAGAACUUUGGGAUUGACAGCGACCCUAUUAUCACAGCCACACCUCACCAUCAAACGGUGCAACACAGUCAACCCAGCGACACUUGUCCCCACCGAAGAAGACGGUGACCCACACCACUGCCAAGCCAGAGUGGAUGAAGACUACAAACCGGGUCCUGACCUCCAAGACCAACCUUUAUCCACGGGGACAACAGUAUUCGUGGACGGAUCCUCAUCCCACGGACCGGAUGGAAAAAACUACACUGGUUUUGCAGUUGUAGAUCAAAGUAAAACACUGAAAUCAGGCAAAUUGGCAGGAAACCAAUCAGCCCAAGCAGCAGAAAUCGUGGCCCUCACCGAAGCAUGCAAAUUAUUCAAAGGACAAGAUGUCACGAUCUACACUGACAGCCAAUAUGCCUAUGCAACAACACACACCUUUGCCAAAUUGUGGGCCAGAAGAGGAAUGAAAACAUCAACAGGAAAACCUGUUCAACAUGCUGCACUAUUGACUGAACUGCUAUCUGCAGUCAUGCUGCCCAGAACAUUAGCCAUCUGCAAAUGCAAAGCCCACACCAAUGGACCGGAUCUAAUCUCACAAGGAAAUGCUAAGGCGGAUGCAGCAGCAAAAGCAGCAGCAGGCAACACAGUUUUUCAGACCUAUGUUGCAAAUGAACCCCCAAAAGACAUCAUUUUCCAUGACGUCUUGAAAGACAUGCAAAACAGUUCCCCUCCUUCAGAAACCAGCCGAUGGCUACUAGAAGGUGCACAACCUGAUGACAAUGGACUCUAUAGAGUGGCAGGCCAAUUGUGUCUGCCAAGAGCGUUGUUUCCAGCUGUAGCUAAAUUGAGCCAUGGGCGGAGCCAUAUCUCAAACAGGAGGGGUGGUAUCCAUAGUGGGGGAAACACAUGGUCUAAUUACCUAUUUUAAAACUUUUUGUAGAAGCUGUCUCACAUGUUGCAGACACAACAUACAGGGUAAUGCUAGACCAAAACGAGGAAAGACACCACAAGGCACAUAUCCAUUUGAGAUUGUACACAUGGAUUUCAUUGAGUUACACAGAAGCGGGACAUAUAAAUACUGCUUAGUGUUGAUUGAUUCAUUCUCAAAGUGGGUAGAAGUUGUGCCCUCCAAAACAAAUGACGCACUCACAGUGGCAAAAGCCAUCUGCAAACACAUAGUACCGUCACACGGCAUCCCAAAGAUACUGUGGAGUGACAACGGUAGCCAUUUUACCAAUAGUGUUGUGAAAACCAUGUCAAAGCACCUAGACAUUGACCUUAAGUUCCACUGUGCAUAUCAUCCACAGAGUGCAGGA